Molecule: messenger RNA, 2080 nt
Organism: Drosophila sulfurigaster albostrigata
Lineage: Eukaryota; Metazoa; Arthropoda; Insecta; Diptera; Drosophilidae
Gene: pix
Product: protein Pixie
Exons: 5
Coding region: 162-1997 (611 amino acids)
Biological process (GO): translational termination; ribosomal subunit export from nucleus; translational initiation
Molecular function (GO): ATP hydrolysis activity; ribosomal small subunit binding; ATP binding
Source: RefSeq, a predicted model, not a curated record
UAUCGAUGUUUUCCAGCAACUUAGUCAGUUACUCAGCACUUGUAUUUAGUGUUGUGCAUUCCCUUUGAAACUUGUGGCUGACGACGCAAGAGCGUGGCGUUGAACGUUCGCCAGUUUUAAAUAAAUUUCAGCCUAGUUCGUAGCCACAAAGCCAGCCAGUCAUGUCGCGCAGAAAGGACAACGAGGAGACAGACAAGCAGACGCGUAUUGCCAUCGUCAGCGAUGACAAAUGCAAACCGAAGCGUUGUCGGCAGGAGUGCAAGAAGUCAUGUCCAGUCGUGCGCAUGGGCAAGCUCUGCAUCGAAGUGACGCCCACCUCGAAGAUAGCUUCAUUGUCCGAGGAGCUCUGCAUCGGUUGCGGUAUCUGUGUCAAGAAAUGUCCAUUUGAGGCUAUCACAAUCAUCAACUUACCCAGCAACUUGGAUAAGCACACAACGCAUCGUUAUAGCAAAAACUCGUUCAAGCUUCAUCGCCUGCCCAUUCCCCGACCUGGUGAAGUUCUUGGUUUGGUUGGUCAGAACGGUAUUGGCAAAUCCACGGCGUUAAAGAUUUUAGCCGGUAAGCAGAAGCCUAACUUGGGUAAAUAUGCCAAUCCCCCCGACUGGACGGAAAUUCUUGCUUAUUUCCGUGGAUCGGAAUUGCAAAACUACUUUACCAAGAUAUUGGAGGACAACUUAAAGGCUUUGGUUAAGCCUCAGUAUGUCGAUCAGAUCCCCAAGGCGGUGCGGGGCGCUGUUGGUGAGUUGCUUGACAAGAAGGAUGAGCGUGAUCUGCAGACGAAAAUCUGUGACAUGUUGGAUUUGUCACAUAUUCGAGAUCGUGAGAUUUCGCAGUUGUCUGGUGGAGAAUUGCAGCGUUUCGCCAUUGCUAUGGUCUGCAUACAGAACGCGGAUAUCUUCAUGUUCGACGAGCCGUCCUCGUAUCUGGAUGUGAAGCAGCGCUUGAACGCUGCCUUAACCAUUCGUUCAUUGCUGCAUCCUACCAAAUUCAUUAUUGUUGUGGAACACGAUUUAUCUGUGCUCGAUUAUUUGUCAGAUUUCAUCUGCUGUCUUUAUGGCGUGCCUGGCUGCUAUGGCGUUGUCACUAUGCCCUUCUCUGUACGUGAAGGUAUAAACAUUUUCCUCGACGGCUUCGUGCCCACGGAGAACAUGCGUUUCCGUACCGAAUCCCUCACGUUUAAGGUAUCAGAGUCGGCCACUGAGGAGGAAAUCAAACGUAUGAAUCAUUACGUUUAUCCAUCCAUGGUGAAAACUCUAGGCAAAUUCGAGUUGACGGUAGAGAAGGGUCACUUUAGUGACUCGGAGAUUUUGGUGCUGCUCGGAGAAAAUGGUACCGGCAAGACCACGUUCAUUCGAAUGCUGGCUGGUAAUCUGCAACCGGAUGGAGAAGUAGAGCUACCCAUGCUGAACAUCUCGUACAAACCGCAAAAAAUUUCACCAAAAUUCCAAAAUCAUGUGCGCCAUCUGCUGCACGACAAGAUUCGCGAUGCUUACGUGCAUCCACAGUUUAUUGCGGACGUGAUGAAACCAAUGAAAAUUGAGGAGAUCAUGGAUCAAGAGGUGCAGAAUCUUUCCGGUGGUGAAUUGCAACGUGUCGCUUUGGUACUCUGCUUAGGCAAGCCAGCUGAUGUUUAUCUGAUUGAUGAACCCUCUGCGUACUUGGAUUCCGAGCAGCGUCUGGUCGCUGCCAAGGUUAUUAAGCGCUACAUUUUGCACGCCAAGAAGACCGGAUUUGUGGUGGAACACGAUUUCAUUAUGGCUACCUACCUAGCGGAUCGUGUGAUUGUUAUUGAGGGUCAACCGUCGGUGAAGACCACCGCAUAUUCACCGCAAUCGCUGCUAAAUGGCAUGAAUCGCUUCCUCGAACUGCUGGGCAUUACUUUCCGUCGCGAUCCCAACAAUUUUAGACCGCGAAUCAACAAGAACAACUCGGUCAAAGAUACGGAACAGAAACGAUCUGGUCAGUUCUUCUUCUUGGAAGAUGAAUUUUCGGGUUAAAAUUUGUAAUUUUAUGAAUGCCGUCAGCGUUUGUUGGAUAACUCGUAUUUUUCAUUCGUUUAAUUGCUCCUGCGUUUCUUUCU